AUGUCCACGCCUGUGCCACUAAAUUCAUCGGCGGCGCGUCCUCAAAGCGCAUUCCAAUCAAACGCACGUAUCCCCCUCGAAUAUUGCGAUGGCCCCACUCAGCGCAUCUACGCCGUCUCGGCAUUCGUCUUUCUCCAGGCACUGAAACUCUACUACUGGCUCGGGAUCGCGCGUUCAGACUACGCGGCAGAAUUUUUUGGCUUUAUCCUCUGGCUCGCCCUUGAUGUAGCAUUCCUCAUGGCCCUCAACUAUCUCAGGAUUCCUUGGCUGGAACUCCCCGUCGUUCGCAUGCUCAUUGCCCUCUUUGUCCUCGCUAUCGUCAACUUUGUCCUCUUCACCGCAAGCGAGAUAUCACCAACGGCUAUUGCACGUUCAUCUGCAUCGAAAGAUCAUGACGAGCAUUUGCAAGGACGACACACUGUGCUUCUCAAGCCUUACAGCUCAGCUAUUCUUAAUCCCGAUGAGCAAUGCUUCUGUGUGCCGGAUGUCAGCCUUCCUGUCCUCGAUCAGCCGGAAAUCCCCAUUGUCUUCAACGGAAGCGAGCCCUAUUAUCUGGAAUACUCCAUCACAUCCUUCGAGACUGGACAAACAACGCUGCACAAGUUGACUGGACCUUUCAAGGAAUCAAGCACUGUCCUACACAAAGCCCGUGCAAAUCAGGAAGCCGCAAAGACAGUUUACAACCUUAGGGCGAACGCUCCCGGUUCGUACAAGCUCCUCAAGAUUCACGACAAGGAUCGCGUGGAUAUUCGCUUCUACCAUGACAGAGAGGUCUUUGUUGUCAACUGCCCUGAGGCGCGCAUCGAGAACCACAAAGACACUUUGGAUCGCUGUUCAGGAAAGGGCGACGUCGAUCUCCCCAUCGUCGUACGAGGAUUACCCCCAUGGACUGUCACCUACAGGCGUCGAUCGCCCAAGAAGGAGACACAGGAGCUUCUUAUCGAGUCGGAGCCCGAGGGCUAUUCGUCUCCUUUCCUCAAAGGAUGGGCUCAGCCUGAAAAUCCUAACUAUUCAUGGGCCAAGCAGCACGAAAUGAAUCUGUCUGUCAGCUUGGGACUUUCCAACCCUGGAGACUACAGCUUCCAAGUGACGAUGGUCAAGGACGGCUGCGGCAACGUUAUCGAUCUUCAGGGACUUGUCGCCAGGAACAUCAGGGAGCCAGAGAUUCGACACGUUCACGUUCGCGAGAGACCAUCUGUUGCCAUGUUGUGCGACCCGAGGCGGCCCAUCAAGAUCGUCGACAUGGGUGAUUCCCCUUCCGUCGACAUUGGACUCCAUGUCAAGCGUGGAUCGGCACCUUUCCAGAUCGGUUAUGUCUAUCAAAAAACGGAUCUGGAUGAGCCUCAAGCGAUGAAAGAUAUCCAGGUCUCCAAGGACAACACCAAGCCACGGAUUGUUGCGACCAAGCCAGGACUCUACACCCUCUCCCACAUCAAGGACGCUUACUGCGAAGGCGAGAUUGAGCUUCCUCGGGAUUGCUCGGUGACCGUCGCCACCCUCCCAACAGUCGACAUUGUUUCUCAUCCCAUCAACGACUCUUGUGUCGGUGCCAUUGGAGUUACCGUCGACGCAACAUUCACUGGCGAAGGCCCUUGGGAAGUGUGCUUUGAGGUCUGGCGCAAUGGUCAGCUCAAGAGACAAAACGUCUGUCACUCUUCACCAAAGCCUCGUCUCAAUCUCGAGCUGAAGCCUGAUCUGUCUGGCAACUUCAAGUAUAUCUUCAAGACCGUCAGCGACAAGAAUUACCCUCCCAUCAAGGUUAAUCUCCCUCCUGUUCUCCAGAACAUCCACCCCCAACCCUCUGCAGCGUUCGUUAGUGGCCAGACAGGAUUGAAGACUUGCCGAGGCUUUUCAGAAAAUUUGGAUAUCGAGCUCCAUGGAACCGGACCCUGGGAUAUCGAAUACCGCGUGAUCCGUGGCACCGCCAGCCAGCUUUACAGUCAGCACAACAUCACCGAGAAGACUACUACAUUGGCCUUGCCUCCCUUUGAGCGUGAGGGUAUUUACUCUAUUGAUCUCGGACGUGUCACAGAUUUGGCCAACGGUUGUCAAAAAGAUCUCAAAGUGGCGGAUGUGGCGGUCGAGGUCUCCAACGGCCCACCAACAGCCUCAUUCCAGUGCGACACCCCCAUCGAAUUUGCCGAGGGCGAUCAGGUGGAUCUCCCAAUUCACCUUACAGGAGGCUCUCCCUGGUUCCUGACCUACAAGUUGGAAGGAGAGGAGGCUGUGAGCGCAGCCAAGUCAGAGUCGAGGAACGCCCUUGUUACGGUCAGCAAGCCCGGUAUUUAUGAGCUCAAGACUGUCAGCGAUUCCUUCUGCGAAGGAGAGGUCGUUGAGCAGGCUCACCGGUGCGAGGUCGUCCAUAGCAAGCGCCCAACAAUGAACCUAAUGAUCGACUCUAUCCGUUUCCGUGGUGGCCCUCGCGAGAACGUCCCGGAGGGAGAGGUCGCACCGUCUGAGAGGAUUUCGCGUGAUGGCGAUUUCUUUAACCUUCCAGCUGUCUGCCUUAACGCUGAUCGUACUCUGGAGUUGCGCUUGACAGGAAAGGCACCCUUCGAGCUUCGUUACAAGAGGAUUCACAAGUCACCCAAGAAGAACGAUGAGGUGGUAGAGUUGGUCGAGAGAUCACAACACUCGACCAUGCGCAUUCCCAUCAUGACCGAAAAGUCUGGCACUGUCUCUUACCAAUUUGUGAGCCUCUCGGAUGCGACCUACCCCAACGUGGAGGUCCGCCAUGAGAAGAAGCCUGUCGUUUUCAAGCAUGUCGUCCGGUCACCACCAAAAGCCACGCUCGUCAACACCGCCAAACGGGAGUACUGCAGAAAUGAGAUCACGGGCGUCAAGGAGAAGGUUGCCAUCAAAAUCGAGGGAGGAUCAGGACCCUAUUCGUUGGCUAUCGAGAUCUUGCGGCCGGACCAGCCUGUGGCCAAGAUUUACGAACACGAUGUUGUCCCCCGUAACGGACUCUACGAGUGGACUUUGCCUGCGAUGUUCACCGAUACAGGAAGGUACAUCGUGUCUGUUGUUCGGGUGUCGGACGCCAAUGGAUGCUCGGGAGGAGAUGCCAGCAGGGUGGAUUUCGACGUUUUGGAUACCCCAAGCAUCACGCCCGUGAAACACAUCCCUGACAACUGUGUCGGCGACAAGAUCGAAUAUUUUGUCCACGGCAAGAACACCCCAAUCGAGGUGUCAUACAGUUUGGAUGAGUCCAAGCACACCAAGGCUCUCCAACCUGGACAGUUGUUCUCGUACCUAGCAGGUCGACCUGGAUUGUUCAAGAUCAACAAGGUCUGUCAGACGAUAUCCAAGAAGGAGUGCUGCACACAACCCAAGGAAGAGAUGAGGGUCCAGUUCUGGGCGAUCCCCACAGUCAAGGUGGCGGAUGGUGGCAACUUGAUCACAGAUUUGCGGGAGGGAGACCGAGCCGAGGUGGUGGCUACUUUUGUGGGCGAGCCACCGUUCUCAUGGCGGUAUGCGCGCAUGGAGGCUGUUUAUGACGAGAAGCAUCAUGCCAAGCAUGGCAAGCGGCCAAAGAUUCUGGAUACUCAUACCGAGAGGAAUAUUCAGGGCUACACUGAUACCUUCACCACCCUAACAGAAGGUACCAUUGUGCCAAUUUGGAUCAAGGACAAGCACUGUCAGUUCGGAAAGGAGUUCUGA
Molecule: messenger RNA, 3660 nt
Organism: Linnemannia hyalina
Lineage: Eukaryota; Fungi; Mortierellomycota; Mortierellomycetes; Mortierellales; Mortierellaceae
Source: the annotation of a GenBank genome assembly